Capsaspora owczarzaki ATCC 30864 is the source of this 2622-nucleotide messenger RNA. RefSeq lists its product as hypothetical. Gene Ontology annotation, biological process: protein ubiquitination. Lineage: Eukaryota; Filasterea; Ministeriida; Capsasporidae. Gene Ontology annotation, molecular function: protein binding. Bases 268 to 2520 code for a protein of 750 amino acids. The transcript is spliced from 2 exons. The record is from RefSeq and is a predicted model, not a curated record.
UUUCCCCGUUUCGUUUCCAUUUAGUGCUGUUCGUCACUCGAAGGUUGACUCGACUAGAUCUGCGAACAUCGAAAGCGUUUGAGCAAAGAAUCGGCAAAACAACCAAAAGCAAGUCCGUCCGAUUUGGUCCAUCCAAGUCUUCGAAAUCUGCGGACAUCAAUCUGCGGCACUGUUCGGUCUGUGCAUUUGUUUUUGUAAUCGACAUACCUUUGCUUAUCAACAAAACGUACAAGUUUCAGCCAUCACAAGCGCCUUCUUCAUCCAAGAAUGAGCUCGGAAUCGCAGGAGCACAACGCGGCUGUUCGACAGCAGCACAAUCACGCGCAUCAUCACCAUCCCCGUGCCGCCCAUACUCGGGAGAAUGAGGCAGCAUUUCAAGAGCACGAUUCGCUGCACAAGGCCAAUGUGGUUCAUGAAGUGCAUGAACACACAAGCGACGUCGACGCCGAACUCCACGCGCACCUUCCAUCGGGAAGCAUUUCUCCUCCUGCCGUGCAAAUAUCAUUCGCGCCGGCUCCAGUGAUUGAGCUGUUUGCUGCGCUGCAGCCCUCCGCUCUGAUCGGCAAAACGAGUACCUCAAGCCAAGAAAUGCAUCAGCAAAUCCACGCUCUGCAACGUGCUGCUGGAGUGGCUCGCCAACAACCUGACGAGCAGAUUCUGCGCCAAAUCAUCCAGCCAGGGGUGCUUGAUGGCGUGGUUAUGCUGCUGGGCCACGCAUGGACGCCAGUCGUGGUCAUCGAGGCUGCCAGGACGCUCGCCAAUUGGUCGCACCAUUCAGAAAUUCUCUCAGACCAGCUCAGCCGCCGAGGUGCGGUCGAAUCACUGCUUCAGCUCCUUCCCCGUCAUCUCGACAACAUGGAGGUGGUGCGCUGCGCAACGCAUGCCAUUGCCAAUCUGUUUGCGCACUCCAACGAAAAUGUCGUGCUGGCAACCAACAUUCAGAUUCCGUGGCCUUGCUCGGGCGCGCCCUUCCCGUGCGACCGGCCGGUCAGCGGUGUGGCCGCGCUGGUGCACUUGCUUCGUCAUACGGCGGAGCAGGGCUAUCCCACUGCAGCCGUGCAGGUCGCUCGAGGUCUGGCGCAUUGCACGCGCGUCCCGACCGCGGCAGCGUUGAUUCUGAGUGCCCAGUCGCUCAACCACAGCCCUGAUGACAAGGGCGCAUCCAACCCAUCGUCACCGUGCGCCGUCACUGGCUGCCCCCUCAAUUUUGAGAGCUCGGACGAGGCGAGCGAAUCCGACCAGUCCGAGCACCAUGACGCGCCGAAUUCCACGUCUGAACACGGCCUUCCUUCUCCCGCGCUUCGCACAACGAGUGCACCAAUGCCAAUCCCCGAGAAUUCUCUAAAUCGCGCACGCGACCAGUCUCGCGCGCGCUUCUACUCUUACGCCAUGGAUAUCUUUUCGGGAACCCUCAAGUGGUACCUCGAAGUGGAAGAGUACGCUCGGCAACACGGAGCAGAUCUUAACGUGGAGGAGAACGAGGACAACGAUGUCACCUUCUUCUUGGCGCGUGUGUUUGCCAACAUUUCCUUGAUGGAAGGAACGAGCGGUCGCUUUCUAUCCUUGGCCGAAAUUCCGCGUCAGCUCGUCGCCUUGCUGCAAAUCAAGCCCCACCCCGUUUCGAGCAGCAGGAUUUACGCGCCAAUCACGGCCAAGCUGAUUGCACAGACCGUGGCCAAUAUUGGCGUGCAUACGGCCUGCUGCGUCCAGCUGCUCUCCGAGAACUGCGCUGCCACUUUGAUCGCAAGCAUGCAGGCCGUUCUAGCGCCUAUUGUCGCGGCAUCAAGCGCCGGCUCACUGAGCCAGCAAUCAACCGCGCUUGCCGAGUAUCUCGAAGAGCAUUCCGAGCUGGUGCGUUGCCUGACGCAUGCGAUUGCGAACAUUGCCCAAGUCUCGCAAGACGAACGGGUGUUUGCUCCGCUCGUCCAGCCUCUGACGCUGGCUCUCACAGUCGCUCAAAACGAAGUGGUGCUUGCCACGUUCGGCAUGUGCAUCUUUAGCCUUUGCGCUGAUUCUCAAAUGGCACAUGCAUUUUCGCGCGCCGACUUGCUGGCACGGCUCCGUGCGCAGCACUCGCGCAUUAUCGUGUCGAGAAGCGAUCAGCUCGGGAGCGCUCACGUCGCAGCGGCCUUGUUCCAGCUCGAUCGUGCACAGCAGCCCCUUGUUGAGCUCCGACCUGCUGGAAUCCAUCCCGACCGCUUGUCCGAGCUGUUCGAAAAGUACGCGUACGAGGUGAAGAAGAGCUCGGACACGCCGGCGCUUGUGGACGAGCUACGAGACGAUCAGAUCUUCCGUAUGGAUUCCGACGAAGACAGUGAUGUGUCUUGCAACGAUGGGUGCGACGGAUGCACGCACGACGACGAAGCUCAAUGCCCAAUUUGCAUGGAGUGCGUCGCAGCUGGCGAUGUGAUGGUUCGCCUCCCAUCGUGUGGACAUGUCUUCCACGUUAGCUGCGUUGGACUGUGGCUCGAGUCGCAUACGGCGUGCCCAAUGUGCCGUUGCGAGGUGCUGAAGCGAUAAAAUGUGUGUUGGUUUUUAUGUCAAUGAUGUGGAAUUUAUUUUGGACAAUUUGCUCCUUGUACUAGUAUGUCAACGUUUAGCUGAAUAAAUUGGUUUUGACCU